UCGCCCUAUAAGAACUCCCGAUUAACAACACGAGCAUUCAGAUCCUGGCGGACAUUCGAUCUUGUUCAUUGUUCCCGCUGAAACAUAAUCGCUUCGCUUCUCGCCCAGCAACCAUGAAGACCGUGGCCGUCGUCUUCGUCCUCUUCGUCGCCAGCGCCCUGGCAGAACUUACGGAGCAGCAAAAAUCCGAUCUGUCCAAGUUCGCUGAUGACUGCAUGACGGAGAUCGGUAUCGAGUCUGAAUCGAUCAAGAAAAUGAUAAUUGGCCAAGAACCGGAAAAGAACGGCAAAUUCAAUUGUUACAUGUCCUGCGUUUUAAAGAAGAUCGGAAUUAUACAAGAGGAUGGUUCCAUCAACGUAGACGUUGUCAGACAAGAGGCUCCUGCAGACAUUCCCAAAGAAGCCAUCGAAGAUCUCAUUAGUAAAUGCAAAGACACCACGUUAAAUGAAAUGAAAUCGACUAUCAUUACAGCCGGCGCCGACGAUUGCGAGAAGGCCGGCAACUUGAUAAAAUGCUUCGUGGAGAACAAAACUUUCAACUUGUUUAAUUAGAUCUCGAAAACGCGUCGCUACUGUAGUUGACAUUUUGGCAUUGUUAUUUGACGUAAUUAAGCGGCAUGUACUUAUAGAAAAAAUUCAAUAAACGAAUACUCUGUUGA
Hylaeus volcanicus is the source of this 658-nucleotide messenger RNA. RefSeq names its product general odorant-binding protein 56d-like. Gene Ontology annotation, biological process: sensory perception of smell. The transcript is spliced from 5 exons. NCBI's taxonomy places the organism in Eukaryota, Metazoa, Arthropoda, Insecta, Hymenoptera, Colletidae. The coding region runs from base 114 to 551 and encodes 145 amino acids. Gene Ontology annotation, molecular function: odorant binding. The record is from RefSeq and is a predicted model, not a curated record.